GAGGGGUGUGGGUUUUAAAACCUGCUAAUCCUGCUGUCCUCAAUCUCUGCCUGCACCGGAGGAGACGACGGGACGGACGGACACUAGCUCCUCACUGACCAAACUUUGUCGGCUCAUACUGCAACAGAUAUCCAACUCAGAGCUAUUUAGACUUUUUCUCCUAUCUCAUCGGAAAGUAAAAGACCACCACUCAGCUUUUUGAAGACGUUUCAUUUUUACCGGGAGUUAAUCCUGUUUUCGCACGGAGGAUUUUAAAUAUCCACCCCGCGAUGAGCGCUGCGGAAAACUCAGACACGGACUCCAACAAGCUGGAGUCUGUGAUACAGAGGCUGGAGGAGAGUGUAUUGUCUGAGGAGAAGAGGCUGACAGUCCAGGGCCCUUCACCUGACGCCCCCCCUACAUGUAUACCAGCAAGAGUACGAGAGAUUGUCACCAAGAACCUCAACGAUAGCCCGGGAGCCAUGUCCUCGGUCAUGUCUAUCCAGGAGGAGAACCGAGUGCUGCAGGGCGAGCUGGCGAGGCUGGAGGACCUGUUGGCACACAGCAGAGCAGACCGGGACGAGCUCGCCAUCAAGUACGGGGCAAUUAGCGAGAGGUUGGAGCAGGCGCUGCGUUUUGAUACCGGAGACGCGGACCUCGACUCACCAGAGUCCCGGAGCCUGGCUCAGCAGAACGUGGACCUACGCAGACGGCUGGAUGAGGAACAGGCAGCCUACAAACGGAAACUCACUGCGUACCAGGAGGGGCAGCAGAGGCAGGCGCAGCUCGUGCAGAAGUUGCAGGCCAAGGUGCUCCAGUACAAGAAGAGGUGUGGGGAUCUGGAGCAGAUGCUGCAGGAUAAAUCCUCAGAGCUGGAGAAACAAAAUAGUGAAACAUCAAAUGGUCGACACCAAGAUGAAGCAAGCAACCUGGAGGACGCUUUGAUCCGCCUGGAGGAAGAACAGCAGAGGAGCAGCAGUUUGUCUGCAGUGAACGCGAUGCUGAGGGAGCAGUUGGAGCAGGCCGGUUUGGCCAAUGAGGCUCUCAGCCAGGACCUCCGCAGGCUCACCGCUGACUGGACGAAAGCCAGAGAGGAGCUGGAACAAAAGGAGUCAGACUGGAGGAGAGAGGAGGAGUCUUUCCACAGCUACUUCAGCAGCGAGCACAGCCGGCUGCUGAUGCUGUGGCGACAGGUGGUCGGGUUCAGGAGGAAUGUCUGUGAGAUGAAGAGCCUCACUGAAAGGGACCUGUCGGAUAUGCGUAACGAGCUGGCCCGGAUGUCCCACUCCGCCCAGGUGUCCUGUGCUGGUCUCUCCGCGGCGGUGCACAGUCGGGAGGGAGGAGCGGCUCUGGCUCUGGAGCGGGAGAAGGCUCUGAGGGUUCAGCUGGAGCAGCAGCUGAGAGAUCGAGUCACUGAGAUGAUGAACCUUCAGAGCCGAACCGAUGCAGAGAGAAUUGAGCUGAACGUCCGGUUGUCGGAUUCGACGAGGGAGACGGAGAGACUCAAGGGUCAAAUAGAAGAGAGAGACACAGAAAUAAUGACGCUGACAAGGAGACUUGAGGAGCAGAGCGGCAGCGGAGAGAGUGACGCGCAGAUGAUGAGAACUCACACUGAGACGCUGUUGGACACACUGCGGGACAUCGCUCAGACACUUUUGUCAGAUGGAGAGUCGUCUUCAGAAGCGGAUCAGGACAACGCCGGGGCGCCUCUGCUUGCGUUGAUCCGUGACCCGUCUCCUCGGAGGCCGUCCUCCCCCACUAGACCCUCCUCGCUGCUUCCUCCCCCGGAGGCAGCGCUGUCUGCUCUCCGCUCCGCAGUCACAAACAAGACGCUGCAGCUGCAGGAUGUUCGGGGUCGUCUUCUCUCUGCCCAGUCCUCGGUGCAGCAGUUAAGAAAGCAACUUUCAGAGUCAGACGUGGCUAAAAGAGACGGUGAACAGCGGUGCCAAGCACUUCAGAGAGAGAGGGACGCCGCUCAGAGAGAGAGGGAGACGGCGCAGAGAGAAAAGGAGCGUCUGAAGCAGGAGAGAGACACGCUGGCCAGUGAGAAGGUGAACCUGGAGAAGGCGGUCCAGGCGACGCAGAGCAGCGUCCAGAUCCUGCAGAUGGACAGUGAGAAGCUUCAGCUGAGCUUGGCGUCCGCACAGCGGGAGAGAGAUCACGAGAGGGAGGAGAAGGAGGCCGCCCUUCAGGAGAGGGACCGAGCGAAGGCAGAGACUCAGAGGAUACAGAAGCAGUGGGAUCAGAGCGAGAGCCGAGCCUCUGCUCAGCGUGGCGAGUUGUCCACCGUGAGGGAGAAUCACCAACAGGGGGAGGUUGAGAGGCAGCUCCUAGAGCGGGAGAAAGUCCAGCUGUCUGAAGCACUGGCUCGGGCUGAGAGCAGCAACACAGAGCUGUCUCUACUGCUGAACAAGCUCCAGUCUGAGGAUUCAGCUCUCAGAGACUCUCUGGCAAAGAUGGGCAGCAUGAAUGAGGGCCUGACCCAGGACAAAGCUGACCUGAACACCUACAUCCUCCAACUGGAGGAGGAGAAGGGCCUCCUGCUGGCUCAGAAACGCGAGGCGGAGCAGGAGAAGUUGACCAUCAGGGAUGAGCUGGUGCGGUUGGAGCAGGACAGACUGGAGCUGGAGUCCGCCCGCAUCACGCUGCACCAGUCACGGCAGGACGCUGAGCUAAGCCGGGUGGCGAUGGAGGCAGAGCUCCAGAGUCUCAGGGCUGAAAGACUUAAGCUCCAGGAAAAAGUCAACCAGCUCUGUGGUGAGGUGACUUCUCUGGGUUCAGAGUUGAGUCUCGCCAGAGGAGAGGGCCAGAGGAACGAAGUGGCCUUGGAGGAGGCCGGCCGCAGUCGGGGAGAACUGGCCCGAGACAAAGCAGCACUCGUGGUCCAACUGACGGCAUCUGAGAGAGAAAACGCCAUGCUGUCUGAGGAGCUGACUGCUUUUAGAUCAGAGCGAGAGUCCCUGGAAACCAGUCUGUUUGAUGUGCAGCAGCAGCUUGUUCAGGUGGAGUCUCGCAGAGAGCAGCUCGAAACUGAAAACCAAAACCUACGAGUCCGCUGUGAGACUGCUGCAGCUGAACUGAAACGCAUACGCUCAGAUGGGGACAGCGCGUUAGCCCAGUCUGAGAGGGAGAAACAGACUCUGACUCAGACUCUAAAGGCUGCACAGCAGGAGGCUCAGCAGGCUUUACGCAAGGCCAUCUCUGAUCAUCAGGAGGAGGUGGAGAAACUAGUCUCAGAGAAGGAGGUCGUACGGCACAGCUUGCUGAUGGACCACGAAGUUGCUUUGAGGAAACUCCGACAGGAGAUGGAGGAUCACCUCCACAGAGCGAAGAGAGAAAAAGAGGAGCUGCAGGAUGAACUGAGGAGCCUGCAGCACGACAGAGAUCAGUGUCUGCUGCAGGCCGAGACCGAGAAACAACAGGCCUUGUCUCUGAAGGAGGCAGAGAAGACGGCUCUGUCUGACAGGGUGUCCAGUCUGCAGGCUGAGCUGUCCUCUGUAACUCUGGAGGCCGAGCGGUUGUCCAGAGAAGCAGCUCAUUACAAGGAGCAGGAACAGGUCAGAGUUGGAGCCCUGAGCAGUGAGCUGCUGGAGCUUCGGUCUCGGCUGGAAGAUGCAGCCUCAGCUCAUGAGAGGGAACUCCACAGCCUGCGGGAAACUUGUAGUGAUCUUCGGUCUCAUGCUGAGGUUGCUCUCAAAGAGCUGGAGCAGUGCAGGUCCUCUCUCUCAGCUGCUGAGGAGAGUAGAGACCAGUUGAGGCGGGACAUGUUGGAGACCGAGCGUCGUCUGAACCAAACUCAGGACUUGGCAGAAAACAACAGAAGAGAGGGAGCGGAGCUGCGCCGCAGCUUCUGCGACGCCAGCAAGGAGAGAGACACUCUUAACCAAUCAAACACUCAGCUGAGAGAAACUCUGCGAAGUGCAGAAACCGAGAGAAUCAGUUUCAAACGGCAGUGUGAGGAGAAGGAGCAGAGGCUGGCUGUGCUGGAGGACAACUUCUCAUCCGCUCAGAAGGAGGCGACAGAACUGCGUAGCUGCCUCAGGGAAGUGGAAAGGUCACGACUUGAGGCUCGGCGAGAGCUGCAGGAGCUCCGGAGACAGCUGAAGGUCCUGGAUGGAGAGAAGGAGCAGAAAGCGAGGGAGGUGGCAGAGCUGCAGACUCGCUUGUCUCUGGAGGAGCAGAGGGACGAGGAGAAAGGGAAAGAGGUUUUCGCCCUCAAACAGAAGCUCGCCGAAGCUGAAACCGCCCGUGACUCCUUCAAGAAAGAGCUCUCUAUGACUCAAAAACGUCUGCUGGACUCUGAGUCGGGCUGGCGCAGCUGUGAGAGGGAGCUGACAGCCCAGCUGCAGGAGGCUCGCGGUUGUGAGAAGAAGCUCCAGGACGAAGCGAAGAACCUGUCCCUGCGCGCUCAGGCCGCCCAGGACUCCUCUGCCCAGUCCAGCCUGCAGCUGAGCGAGGCGCAGGGCCGGCUGGCCGCCACCGAGGCGGAGCUGUCACGAUCCGAGGCCGGCAGGAAGGAGCUGGAGUUUCGCCUGAGCAGCCUCCAGUCGGCGCUGACCCGAACGCUGGGCAUCGGAGCAAGCGGUAGAGGGAGCAGGGGGAGGAGCCCAGGAGGGAGCUCCACAUCACCUGGCACCACGUCGCGCCACUACAGUAUCUCACCAAUGCGCUCCUCACUGUCGCCUCCCAAAGAUUUUCCCAUUGGCACCCCUGACAACACUUUAGGCUCAGGUCCUGUGUCUCCGGAUAGAGGGGACACGCCACUGCCUCUUCCUCAGCCAGAGCUGGACCCGGACACCCUGCGUAGUGGUCUCAGGGACUUCCUCCAGGAGCUGCGUGAGGCACAGAGAGAGCGGGAUGAUGCGCGAUGCCAGCUGGGGGCCUUGCAGCGGGAGCUGGAGGAGCUAAAGGGGGAGCGAGACUCUGCUCAGAGUCGUCUCACUCAGAUGCAAAACACUGUACAGGAGUACCAAGAAGGUAAACGUGGCCUGGACGAGCGCCUGACCACCACUCAGAUUCUGCUCCAGCAGCAGGAGGAGGUGGUGAGGAGAGGAGACAGAGAGAGGAGAGCUCUCACCGACAGGGUGAAGGAUCUGGAGCGAGCGCUGCAGGUCUCCGAGGCCGAUAAGAAACACACGCAGGAUCAGUUGAAUAAGCAGCGCGCUGCUGAGAUGCGUCUGGAGGCGGAGAGGCGACGCCUGCGGGAGGCGCUCGAUGCCGCCGAAGCCCGGGCCACGAGGGUGGAGCUGGGGAGGCGCAGUCUGGAGGGGGAGCUGCAGAGGCUCAAGCUGAGUCUGGGAGACCGGGAGGCUGAGAGCCAGGCCUCCCAGCAGCGCCACGACUCUCUGCUCAAACAGGUGGCAGAAGGAGAAGCCCGAGUGUCUCUGCUGCAGAGAGAGGUGGAGAGGCUGAGCCAGGCUCUGCUCAGAGCUCAGGAAGGAGAGUCUCUUCUCAAAGAGAAGGCCACCUCCCUCAACCAGACCCUCCAGGAUGCAUCGGCCGCUCAGUGCAGCACACAGGGCCGUCUGGCUGCUCUGCAGAAGACGCUUAGUUUGACUGAACAGGACAAAAAGCUUCUGCAGGAGCGACUGGAUGAAGCCAGGGCAUCGUCCGCUGACGUGAAGAGACACGUGGCCGCCCUCACUGAGCGCGUGCAGAGUCUGCAGAGUGAGCUGGACCGCAGCGAGCUGCAGAGAGAAGAACUGGAGGCCGAGCUCAGCAACACUCGGGAGGCUCUGCGUCAGCGUUCAGCCAGCCUCGUGGAGGCUCAGCGCAGUGCCCAGACCGCUCAGACAGAGCGCGCCACUGUAGAGGAGCGACUGCGUGGGCUUCAAAGAGCGGUGGCCAUGCUGGAGACGGAGAAAAAGGACGCGGAGAGACAGGCCAUGAGGCUGGAGAAAGACAAAAACGCACUGAGGAACACACUGGAUAAGGUUGAACGUCAGAAGCUGAAGUCGGAGGAAGGCAGCAUGCGUCUGUCUGCAGAGAGGAGCCGCCUGGACCGCUCCCUGAACACAACGGAGCAGGAGCUGCAGGAAGCACAGCAACAGAUACUGAUGCUGCAGACUCAGCUGGUUGAGAUGGAGCAGUCGAGUGGUCUGUGCGAGAGUUUGGUGAGGCAGCGCGACGAGGCCGUGCGGGAGGCGGAGAGACUGAGGAUCAGCUUCAAGGACGUAGAGCGAACGCUGGGCACCAGAGAGCGAGCUCACCGACACAGAGUCAAAGGACUGGAGGAGCAGGUAUCCACUCUGAAGGAGCAGCUGCAGCAGGAGAUUAAGCGGCGUCAGCCUUCUCUUCCAUCUACCGUCCUGUCAGCGGGGAACUGAGUAACACCAGCUGACCACCUACUCAUCCAGGGAAACUUCACUCACUUGUGAAAGUCUCAUAACAACUGCGUUCAUACUCUUAACUGUACUGUUUAAAAAUGUUGUCAUGUUCCAGGUGAUUUAUUGAUAUUGUGAACAGUAAAGAACACUAAACCGCAGCAUACAGUAAAUGACAGGCGAGGGAGAGCGGCGGGACACGACUGGGCAGCCGCGUUGGAAACACCAGCAGACCGCUGAUUACUGGCAACCGUCUACACUUGAUCCUUGCUCAACAUCUCCCCAAAAACUUCCUGCUCCUAUUCAAGAUGAAACCCAAGUCACCGCAGGAUUCUCCUCCAGACAGUCUGGAUGUAGAGCUGGAAGGAAAAUCUGGCAGUCCAGGAGCUUGGCCUCGAUCCCUCCGCAUUUACAGUUGAGGACAGACAAAGAAUGAAGGAAGGUCUUCGGACUGUGUGUGAGAGCCAGGAAACAAACACACUGAGCAUAAUGGAGAUCUGCACUGUAUAUUCUCUUAGAGAAAUUUGACUUGAUUAUGUGACACAUAAACACUAUUUUGUAACUGAAAAAAAAAGCUUUGGUUGUGCGCCGUGAUGGCAAACCUACACUGUGUGUUUUUAUUAGUUAAUAUUAAAAGCUGUAUACUUUGUACCUAUUGUAUAAAUAAUGAGGAAUAGCAGCAGUAUAAUUUGUAUUGACAGUACACAUGGAAGCCACAUGUUUGCAGGAGAAUAAAUGGACUGUGUGCACCGUAA
Messenger RNA from Mugil cephalus (flathead mullet), 7057 nucleotides. RefSeq names its product rootletin-like. The record is from RefSeq and is a predicted model, not a curated record. The coding region runs from base 270 to 6305 and encodes 2011 amino acids. Lineage: Eukaryota; Metazoa; Chordata; Actinopteri; Mugiliformes; Mugilidae. The transcript is spliced from 37 exons.